AUGUCCGUCUUUCUUAUUCGACAAAUUGCUAUAAUACAAUUAGGAAAGUUUUAUACAUAUAAAAUCAGUAUUAUUGAUGAUCAUGAAAUGAUUGAUACAGGUCUUUAUACAUCUAUGCGACAUCCAGCAUAUGCUGGUACAUUUCUUGAAUUCACUGGUGCUGCUUUUCUUUAUAAUCAUUUUAUUUUAUCAUGGUUUAUAUCAUUAUCUUAUCUUAUUGUUAUACAUAAACAUAUUAAACAAGAAGAAAAAACGUUAAUUGAAGAAUUUGGAUCAAAAUAUGAAGAAUAUAUGAAACUAGCCGGCAUGUUUUUGUCAAAAUUGAAAUAA
Molecule: messenger RNA, 330 nt
Organism: Rotaria sp. Silwood2
Lineage: Eukaryota; Metazoa; Rotifera; Eurotatoria; Philodinida; Philodinidae
Source: the annotation of a GenBank genome assembly